Glarea lozoyensis ATCC 20868 is the source of this 702-nucleotide messenger RNA. Its product is annotated as FMN-binding split barrel. The transcript has 2 exons. Gene Ontology annotation, biological process: pyridoxine biosynthetic process. Gene Ontology annotation, molecular function: FMN binding; pyridoxamine phosphate oxidase activity. The record is from RefSeq and is a predicted model, not a curated record. Lineage: Eukaryota; Fungi; Ascomycota; Leotiomycetes; Helotiales; Helotiaceae. Bases 1 to 702 code for a protein of 233 amino acids.
AUGGCCCUUCACCCUCCACAGAAUGUGAACAAAAUGAUCUUUGCACCCGCGGACGACAAGACCGGUGCCCAAGCGGAGCAAUAUACGAAAGGUUCCCUCGACGAGUCACAACUUGACCCCUCCUCUCCAUUCAAUCAAUUCAACACGUGGUUCACACUUGCUCAGAAGUCUUCCGUCCACCAACCCGAAACCGUGUGUUUGUCCACAGCGUCUUUACCCUCGGGGAGAGUGAGUGCGCGUAUGGUAUACUUGAAGGAAUUAGACGACAGAGGCUUUGUUAUUUACAGCAAUUGGGGAACCAGCCAGAAAGCCAAGGACGUGGAAAGCAAUAAGUGGGCGAGCUUAACAUUUUGGUGGAGAGAGAUGGAGCGUCAAGUACGCGUGGAGGGUCAGGUUGAACGCCUCACGCCGGAGGAAAGUCAAGUCUACUUUGAUACCAGAAUACGAGGGAGUCGCAUUGGAGCUUGGGCGAGUCGACAGAGUCAAGUUCUCAAUGGUAGAGAAGAACUGGAGGAUUGGGUAGGAGAUAUCGAGAAGAAAUUUGAAGGUCAAGAAAAGAUUCCAGUUCCAGAAUUCUGGGGAGGACUUCGGGUCAAGCCUGAGAUGGUGGAGUUUUGGCAGGGAAGACCGAGCAGACUGCACGAUCGAUUUCAGUAUAGAAAGGAGGGUGAGAGCUGGAAGAUCGUGAGGCUUAGUCCUUAA